Molecule: messenger RNA, 1489 nt
Organism: Mercenaria mercenaria
Lineage: Eukaryota; Metazoa; Mollusca; Bivalvia; Venerida; Veneridae
Exons: 7
Coding region: 101-1489 (462 amino acids)
Source: RefSeq, a predicted model, not a curated record
AUAUAUCAAUAAUGACGGCAAUAAUAAUAAUUAUGGUGCUGAUUAUAAAAACUUUGUAGAUUCUAUAUCGUUGGAUUGUGGAAGUAGCACGAGCAAGGAGAUGUCUAAUGUGCGAAGCAUAUUUGUCCCGUUAAACAAGAAGCCUCACAUAUAUGAAAACCUAUCGACAUCGGAGUGUGGCGCACAAUGUUUACACAAUGAAACAAACUGUAUAUCCGCAUACUAUAAAGAAGAUGGGUCAUGUUUGUUGUAUACUAAUGACGCAACCCGGAAUUAUGUAACUGUUGCAGCGGAAAAUGACAGAGAACACUUAUUUAUGGUCACGUGUCUUAUAGAGAAGGCACCAAAUAUUAAAGUCGAUUCUUACUGGAUAUCAUAUAAGGAAACCACUAUAACAGAAUCCGGAAUCUUGACGAACCGGGGAUAUCCAUUGACCUAUGCAUACAAUUCUUUCUUUAGAUGGAAGAUAGACCUUCCCGAAAAAUAUGUAAUAUUACAAUUUAUGGAUAUCUCACUAAGGAAGUUCGAGACUCAUCCGGUGUCGUCUUCAAAUGUCAACAUGUGCGACGAUACGAUAAUUCUCGAAAGUACGGACACCUCUAUACGAAAUCCAUUACAAGAUUUCAAAAGAGAAAAUACUGCGACACAUCACACCAUUGAUAGUGACUACACAGGCAGGAUGCCGGCUUUCUCGAUGGGUGGACUUGUCAGCAGAACAUCAAAUUAUGUAACAUUCUAUUCUUGCUCCGUUGGGAGCAUGUUGAACUCUGGAAGAGGAUUCAGAGUACAUCUUUCAGGCACAGAACGACCGUUUUGUCUAGACAACGCCAAAAUGUCUGUAUGCUUAUUCCCGGGAAUGGAACUAAUGUCACACAAAUUCCUGGGACGGUAUGAUUUGGCAAAUGUUCAGCAAGAAACUCAUACGUGGCUUAUCAUUGAUGGUAGUUUAUAUAGCCAUGACGUCUUAGCUUUUGAUUCACUUCUAAUGACGUUGGAGUUCAAGGAUUUUGACAUUAGUUGUCAUUCAGAAUCAGUUUUAGAAGUUGUCGAUGAAUUUGGUAACAAACAUGUGUACUGUAACAACAACAGACCUUACGGAAAACAGCUUACUUUGAGGGGGUACAUCAAAAUAACAUACACCCCAAACCGACUGCAGUCAGCAGUGGAUACAUAUUUUCCCGAAGGAUUUCACUUGAGUUAUAGAUGCAUUCCAAUGCACCAGACAUUGCCUUACAAUCUUUCUAUAAACACAGGUAAUUUAAUAUUUUUGUCUAAGUCAGCAAAUUCAGAAAAUUUGGAUAUUGGCGAUUCAACUGAACGUGAAAGGAGGCGUUCUGAACCUCGCUUCGGACUCUUACAGAAAGGAGGCGUUCUGAACCUCGCUUCGGACUCUUACAGAAAGGAGCGUUCUGAACCUCGCUUCGGACUCUUACAGAAAGGAGGCGUUCUGAACCUCGCUUCGGACUCUUACAGAAAGGAGGCGUUCUGA